Messenger RNA from Naegleria gruberi, 582 nucleotides. RefSeq names its product ran family small GTPase. The transcript is spliced from 5 exons. Gene Ontology annotation, molecular function: GTP binding; GTPase activity. The annotation marks the transcript as partial. NCBI's taxonomy places the organism in Eukaryota, Heterolobosea, Eutetramitea, Acrasida, Naegleriidae. The record is from RefSeq and is a predicted model, not a curated record.
UCAAAUUAUGACGAAUUAUUUAAAGUAAUUGUCAUUGGAGACUCAAGUGUUGGAAAAACAAGUUUACUGAACAAGAUGGUUUCAGGAACAUUUACAGAUUCGUUCAUGCCAACUGUUGGAGUUGAUUUGAAAGUGAGGUUUUUAACAAUUGACGGUAAAAACAUUAAACUCCAAAUAUGGGAUACUGCCGGACAGGAAAGAUAUAGAAAUUUAACAAAAUCAUACUAUCGUGGAAGUGAUGGUAUUAUACUUGUUUAUGAUAUAACCCAAGAAAAAACAUUUAAUAACUUGAGUAUUUGGUUGAAUGAAGUUAAAAAGAACAUUUUGGGAGUAAAUAAUGGAGAUGCAUUACCUAUUGGAGCUGAUCUUAAUAUUUUCAUUAUUGGAAACAAGACUGACUUGGAAACUGCUAGAAAUGUAUCAACAGAUAAGGGCAAAAAGUUUGCAGAAUCACUCCAAAUUGAUGCCAUGUUUGAGGAAAUUUCUUGUAAAACAACUGAAUCCAUUGAGGAGACUGUAUUAUGUAGAUUGGCCAGAAGAAUUCUCGAAACUCGUCAACGAGAAAAGAAUGAAGAACGUUAA